CUGGAUGGAAUGAAUUGGUGUGAAUCAAGCUUUACGUACAAACAUAUUUGCAUAUUUGUGUGAAUUAAGCUUUACCUACACAUGCUAGUCAUCAAAUAGUGUUAGGUUAUAGCAGAUCUCUUUGAGAUUUUGGAGUUCGGUAAUGAAAAAAAAAUAUGAGUGAACGUGCCUGUGGUAUCGUUACAAAUGGCCAUCAUACUGAUAUCGUUUUAAAAUCCUACAGCAAUCGAACUCUGCUAAUCGUAACCCACUUUAAGAAGCUUGGUACAUGGUUGACAAUAAAUCGUGAAUCCGCUGUGAACGGUUUCAGUAGCGAUGUAUUCACAAUAAAGACAGUCUUUGGCAGUGACAAUAACGACGUUCAUAUAGCCGCCAGAUAUAUAGCACAACAAAUUAAUAUAGAGAAACCAUUACUACUGUCUAUAGCACUAAAAGAGUAUAACCUAGAAACUCUGAAAUCCAUUGUCACUGCUGUGAAUCAAAUAAAACCAUGGUAAUAUAACACCAAUUAAAUCACCAUGAGUUUAAUUUUUGGUCAACUUGUUAUCGGCCCACCUGGUAGUGGGAAAACAACUUAUUGCAAUGCAAUGUCCAAAUUUUUAGAAUCCAUUGGAAGAAAAGUGGCAGUUAUUAAUAUUGAUCCUGCAAACGAAAACAUGGAAUAUACUCCAGCAGCAGAUAUAUGUGAAUUAAUUAAACAUGAAGAAGUCAUGACGCACCUUAAACUUGGACCAAAUGGAGCCUUAGUUUACUGCAUGGAAUUCUUAGAAACCAACAUCAAAUGGCUUAUUACAAAAAUUUUAAAUUUAAAAGAUCACUACCUUAUCUUUGAUUGUCCUGGUCAAGUUGAGUUAUACACGCAUCAUAAGUCAGUGAGUCAGAUAGCGGAAAAAUUAAACCAGAAUUUAGUGAGAUUAUGCAGUGUGCAUCUUGUGGAUUCGCAUCACUGUAGUGAUCCUGGAAAAUACCUGUCUUCUCUAAUUCUUUGCACUACAGUGAUGUUACAAAUAGGUUUGCCUCAUGUAAAUAUUAUGACAAAGUUUGAUGAAAUGAAAAAGUUCAGCGAUCGCUUAGCAUUUAAUAUAGAUUUUUACACCGAAGUACUGGAUUUAAAGUAUCUUUUGGAACAACUGGAUGAAAAUCGCUUUACUGCAAAGUACAAAAAACUUAAUACUGCACUAGUAUCAAUAAUCGAAGACUAUAGUCUUGUUAGUUUUAUACCAUUAGACAUUACCAACAAAGCAUUAUUGCUAAAAGUAAAGAAUGCAGUGGAUAAGGCUAAUGGAUAUGUUUUCGGUGGUAAUGAGCCACAAGACGUACAAACGUUACUCGCGUGUGCGAUAGGGACAGUUAGUGAAACUGAAAGAAUGUCAACAUUGGAUGAAUAUUUAUGAGCAUUCUCAUUUUAAAGUAACUCUAACAUAUAUUCUCAUAUUACAUUCAUUUUUAUGUAAGAAUAUAUCUUGCUGUAAUUUUUAUAAGUAAUAAAUACCAUGUAAUUGAUAAAA
Molecule: messenger RNA, 1508 nt
Organism: Solenopsis invicta (red fire ant)
Lineage: Eukaryota; Metazoa; Arthropoda; Insecta; Hymenoptera; Formicidae
Product: GPN-loop GTPase 2
Exons: 7
Coding region: 519-1394 (291 amino acids)
Cellular component (GO): cytoplasm
Molecular function (GO): GTPase activity
Source: RefSeq, a predicted model, not a curated record